GUGCGUUUUGUGAUGUCACGACUACUGGGAGAAUGUGGUGAUCAGAGCCACGAGGAGGAUGAGAUGGCUGCUCCUCGUACUUCAGAUCCUUGCCACUUCCUGGCCCAGCCAUGCCAUAGUUGAUACCUGCGACAUUUGUGGAAGACGUCCCACAGUGCACGGCCAUGCUGAACACAUGCGGACCGCGGGCGGGUCCGAUGCCCUGCCGGGGGCCUGGCCGUGGAUCGUCACCUUGCAGCUGCCCACCAUGACGGGGCACAAGCACACAUGUGGCGGGUCCCUCAUCACGGCCCGGUGGGUUCUCACAGCAGCUCACUGCUUCGGAAACAAGAGGAAUCUCCCCCACUGGCGCGCAGUGAUUGGUGCCUCGCAGCUCUCCGCCCUGGGCGCAGAGGUCCAUGUGCGCUAUGUCAAGCAGGUGGUCCUGCACGAGGAGUACCAGCCAACCAUGGAGGCGAACGACAUUGCCCUGAUGGAGCUGGACCAGCCGAUCAAGUGCAGCGACUUCAUCCAACCGGCCUGUUUACCCGACAGCACCGUGAGGGUGGACACGCUCACCCACUGCUACAUCAGUGGCUGGGGCGUCGUGAGAGACCAUGCCAAGCCGCCAUCGGACAUCAUGCAGGAGGCCCAAGUCGACCGCAUUUCUUCGGAGAAGUGCAACAGCAGCAGCUGGUACAACGGGGCCAUCAGCCUACACGACGUGUGUGCAGGUCUUGAGGAGGGAGGCACCGACAGCUGCCAGGGAGACAGCGGAGGCCCCCUGAUGUGCCGGGAAGACUCCUCGCGGCCAUUCUGGGUGAUUGGCGUCACCAGCUGGGGCCGUGGCUGCGCUCAGCCUCACAAGCCAGGAGUCUACACCGCCACGCAGCACUUCCACGACUGGAUUAAGGGGUGGACUGGACCCAUGCCUCAGCCCCCACCCACGACAAAGCCCCCAUCCUCCACCGAAGGCACUCAGCCUUCCCCCACAGCCCACUCCUCAUCCACUGUCACCUUUCAUUUGGAGCCCAUGGGGAGCAUUGAGCCACCACACACACACUGGCCCCAUUCCUCCCUGCCCCCUACACACGCGCCCCGGCCCACAGCAGUACCCACACCAGAGCCCUUGCCCACCACAGCAUCAGACAUCCCGCCCCCAUCAAGGCCUCCCCUGAAGCCCCUUUCCUGGCCCUGGACAUUUUCUUCUAACGUGGUGAGCAGCACUGAGCCCAGCACAAAUCCUGCAGCCCCCCACCAAACCAAGCCCCACCCAGAGUCCGCAGCCCCACAUCAAAAUGAGCCCCGACCCAAACCUGAAGCCUCAUCUCAUCCAAAACCCCAACCUGAGCCCUCAACCUCCCCUGAGUCCCAACGUGAGCCUGAAGCUCCCACUCAACCUGAGCCCAAACCCACCACUCAGCCCAAAUCCCAAACCCAAACCACCACUCAAAACGAAGACCUACCUCGGCCCGAAGCCACCACCGAACCUCAAUCUUUAGCCGAGCCCGAAAUCACCACUCAACCUGAAUCCCAAACUGGGUCCAAAACUACCACUCAAUCCGUAUCCCAAACCAUGUCCAAAACCACCACUCAACCUCAAUCCCAAACCAUGUCCAAAACCACCACUCAACCUCAAUCUCAAACCUGGUCUGAAACCACCACUCAAACCGAAUCCCUUCCUCAGCCCGAAGUCACCACUCAACCUCAAUCUCAGUCUGGGUCCGAAACCACAACUCAGCCUGAAUCCCAAACUGGUUCUGAAACCACCACUCAACCUCAAUCCCAAACCAUGUCCAAAACCACCACUCAACCUCAAUCUCAAACCUGGUCUGAAACCACCACUCAAGCCGAAUCCCUUCCUCAGUCCAAAGCCACCACUCAACCUCAAUCUCAGUCUGGGUCCGAAACCACAACUCAGCCUGAAUCCCAAACUGGUUCUGAAACCACCACUCAACUUGAAUCCUCAUCUCAGUCCAAAGCCACCACUCAAUCCAAAUCCCAAACUGGGUCUGAAACCACAGCUCAACUUGAAUCCUUAUCUCAGUCCAAAGCCACCACUCAACCUCAAUCCCAAUCUGGGUCCGAAACCAGCACCCAACCUGAAUCCCAAACUGGUUCCGAAACGAUGACUCAACCCGAAUCCUCAUCUCAGUCCACAGCCACCACUCAACCUCAAUCCCAAUCUGGGUCCGAAACCAGCACCCAACCUGAAUCCCAAACUGGUUCCGAAACGAUGACUCAACCCGAAUCCUCAUCUCAGUCCACAGCCACCACUCAACCUCAAUCCCAAACUGGGUCCGAAACCAGCACUCAACCCCAAUCCCAAAUUGGGUCCGAAACCACCCUUGACCCCCAAACUCAGUCCGAAGCACGUCCUCAACCUGGGCCUGAAUCUGAGCCUGAUGCCCCCCCUCAACCCAAGCCCCAACCUGAGGCUCAACCCCCCGCUCAACCCCAGGCCAAAGCCCCAUCACAAACCAAACCCUCUCUCACAGAUGCCAACAGCACCGUGGUUGCCUUCUUUAAGAUGUUUGAAAAGUUCUUGCAAGCCAUAAGGAAGGAGAAGGGCAAGACAUGGUCAAAUCCCGCAGUAGUGGAAAUCACCGUGCACAAGCAGACUCCCCCUCCCCAGACUACGCCCCCCCAGACUACAGGACACCCAACAGUCCUCAACCCAGGUGGGGAGACAGAGAGCCCAUGCGGAGAAAAGAAGAACUCAGCAGCACCUGUGCCCGAGCACAAGUGUGGCACUGACAUGAACAGGUCUUAGCAGCACCAAGUGCCCCCGAAGGAACUCCUGUGGCACUUUCUAUAGCAAACCAAGGUGGAAAUAAAUGUAUGUUUAUUGCA
Messenger RNA from Hemicordylus capensis (graceful crag lizard), 2832 nucleotides. RefSeq lists its product as uncharacterized. The record is from RefSeq and is a predicted model, not a curated record. NCBI's taxonomy places the organism in Eukaryota, Metazoa, Chordata, Lepidosauria, Squamata, Cordylidae. Bases 59 to 2752 code for a protein of 897 amino acids. The transcript has 5 exons. Gene Ontology annotation, biological process: proteolysis; acrosome reaction. Gene Ontology annotation, molecular function: serine-type endopeptidase activity.